Messenger RNA from Vigna radiata var. radiata (mung bean), 2118 nucleotides. RefSeq lists its product as uncharacterized. The coding region runs from base 1 to 2118 and encodes 705 amino acids. Lineage: Eukaryota; Viridiplantae; Streptophyta; Magnoliopsida; Fabales; Fabaceae. The record is from RefSeq and is a predicted model, not a curated record. The transcript is spliced from 3 exons.
AUGCUUUUCUAUGAUAAUGAAUAUGGUAAGAAUGAUGGCGCGUUGCUUGAAUGCAAAUUUUGUGGAAAGCCAAGAUAUAAACCACGUAACACGGGAGCAACUACUACAAAAGAAGUUCCUGUGAANUCAAUGUUCUAUUUGCCAUUAAUUCCUAGACUACAAAGAAUGUAUGCCUCAACACAAACUGCAGGACAUAUGACAUGGCAUUAUCAUAAUAGGUCGACAAAUGGUGAUUUGCGUCAUCCAUGUGAUGGAGAGGCUUGGAAGCACUUUGAUAAAGUAUAUGCUGACUUUGGUAUGGAGCCACGCAAUGUACGACUCGGUUUAUGCUCUAACGGUUUUAACCCAUAUGUACAGGCAUCAAAUAUACCAUAUUCAUGUUGGCCAGUUAUUGUCACCCCUUACAAUCUUCCUCCAGAAAUGUGCAUGUCUAAACCUUACAUGUUCUUGUCAUGUCUCAUUCCCGGGCCAUUCAAUCUAAAGGUUCGCAUAGAUGUGUUCCUAGAGCCCUUGAUAGAUGAAUUGAAGAAGUUGUGGACGGGUGUGAUAACAUAUGAUAUUUCAAGGAAACAAAACUUUAUUUUGAGAGUCAUGUUGAUGUGGACAAUUAAUGACUUUCCUGCUUAUGGUAUGUUGUCCGGCUGGAGCAGUCAUGGUAAACUGGCAUGUCCACAUUGCAUGGAGCAUACAAAGGCUUUUAGAUUAUAUCAUGGGGCAAAAAAUUCCUGGCUUGACUCCCAUCGAAGGUUUUUACCGAAUGACCAUGCCUUUAGGAGGAACAAGAAUGCUUUCAAAAAGGGGGAAGUGGAGAUGGAUGACGCACCACCAUAUGUAACGGGAGAAGAAGUUUGGAAUAGAAUCAACGGUUAUCCUAAAAUAACUGAAAAUGGUGCACCAAGAAUUGAUGGAUACGGUGAGUGGCAUAAUUGGACGAAAAGAAGCAUCUUUUGGGAUCUACCUUAUUGGAAGCAUAAUUUGUUAAGGCAUAAUCUUGAUUUCAUGCACAUUGAAAAAAAUUUCUUUGACAACAUCUUUAAUACUGUGAUGAAUGUUGCGGGCAAGACAAAAGACAAUGCCAAGGCCCAAAUGGAUUUAGCUUUGUAUUGUAGACGAAAAGAUUUGGAGCUAAAAAGCCAUAUCAAUGGAAACAUGUACAAGCCACAAGCAAAUUAUACACUUUCUUCAGACCAAACAAAACAAGUCUGCCAUUGGGUCAAAGAUCUUAGGAUGCCUGACGGAUAUUCUUCUAACUUGUCAAGGUGUGUUGAUGUUAAUAGGGGAAAGUUCAUUAGGAUGAAAAGCCAUGACUGUCAUGUGUUUAUGGAAUGCUUAGUUCCUAUAGCGUUUAGUUCUUUACCGGCUCAUGUUCUUAAUCCCAUUAUAGAGAUAAGUCAUUUCUUCAGAGAUUUGUGUUCUACGACAUUGAACGAGGAUGACUUGGUGAAGAUGGAAGAAAAUAUUCCCUUCAUUCUGUGUAAGAUGGAGAGAAUAUUUCCUCCCUCAUUCUUUGAUUGUAUGGAACAUCUCCCUAUCCAUCUUCCAUAUGAGGCAAGACUUGGUGGACCAGUCCACUAUAGGUGGAUGUACCCUUUUGAAAGGUUCAUGGGAUAUGCUAAAUGUUCAGUUAAGAAUAAAGCUAGGGUUGAAGGAUCUAUUUGCGCAUCAUACUUGCAUAGAGAGACAACUAAUUUUUGUUCCCAUUAUUUCAAAAACUUCAUGUUAACACCACAAAGCAGUAGAAAUGAAGUAGACACUGAAACAGAAAGCCGUACUGCAACAUUAUCAGUGUUUGUCCAGCCUGGUCGUCAUUCUGGGAGGGAAUCAACUCAUUGGUUAAGUGAUCAAGAAUUGAGAUCAGCUCAUGUUCAUGUUUUGAUCAAUUGCAAUGAAGUUCAACCUUACCUUGAAUCUGAGACUGCAUCUGUUGGUGCCUCAGCAUCUAGUCCUCUAGACCCUGCAGAGGAGGAGAGAUUGAGAAACCAAUGUUGGUUAGAUGCUGCUGGUGGAAGAUACAAGGGACGUGUAUAUGGCAUUGGAAAUGUCAGUUCCCAAAAUGACUGUGUGGAUAGUUAUAUCCGACAGACACAGGCAUCUUCUUCCAUUCAGCAUCCAAAUUGA